AUGGAUCUGGAUAGAAUAAUUCCUAAAGGAAUUUGGAUAGAAGGAUUACACGGUAGAUCCUUUCAAAAGGUAGAAUAUGAGAAGAUCUCUUCUCUUUGCUACCAUUGUGGUAAACUAGGCCAUUUGAAGAACAACUGCACUUUGAUAAAUAAUGCUUCCUCCAAAAUAGUAACUGCAACAACAAAUGUUAAGGAGAAGAGGAUGGAACAAGGAGGUUUCAAGGAAGAUAAAAGCUCUGAAGUUAUGUUGAAAAACAGAUUCAGUAUACUUGAAGAGGAAAUACAUAACAAUGAAUUAGAUGAACCCAAUGGUGAAGACUGUAUUGCUGAAAUUAUUAAAAUUAAUCCUCUCAAGGGAGAUGAGAUGGUUACUGUUAAUUCUAAGGAGGCUAGGAAAAAAGAAGCCUCCCAUUAUUUGAAGGAAUGCAUUAAGAAGAAUGAUUUGAUCUAUGCUGGGCUUUCUGAAAUGAAGAUUUCUUCCUUUGAUAGGAAAAAUUGUGAGAAGUUCAUUGGCAACAUAUGGGAUUAUUAUUUAAUUCCUGCAGAAGGACUUUCAGGAGGACUUAUUGUUUUUUGGAGGAAGGAUCUUGCUUCCUUUUCAGUCAUGGUGAACUCAUCUCAAGCUAUUGUGGGAGUAUUUAAUAUCUUCAAUAAAGGGGUUUGGCUCAUUGCUUCUAUCUAUGGAAGUAAUGAUUUAUAUAAGAGAAGAAGCCUUUGGAAAAAUCUUGAAGAUAUUUCUAAUUCAGAAUUACCAAUUAUCAUAGGUGGAGAUUUCAACUGUAUUCUAGCUCUAGAAGACAAGCAAGGAGGUAAAAAAUUCAAAUUCUCUCAAGGGGUUCAAGAUUUGAGAAAUUUUAUUAGCUCUUUUGAUCUACAUGAAGUGAAAUUCAUUGGUCCAACUUGGUGUAAUAAUAAGAUAGGAGGAGCUAGAAUCAUGGAAAGAUUGGAUAGAUGUAUUUUGAAUUCUAUAGCCUUACAAACUAUUCAAAAUCCAGUUAUAAAACACCUUCCUAGAUUAGCAUCCGAUCAUUGCCCCAUUUUAUUAAAUCUUAUAAAUCCUGCAUAUAGGAAAAAUUCAAAGAUUAGAUAUGAAGAAGUUUGGUCUUCAUAUGCUGCAGCAACUGGAAUUGUUAACAGCUCUUGGAAUAAAAAUAUGAAUGGAGAUCCAGUCAAUGCUUUGAACAAGAAAUUUAAAAGAGUGUUAAAGGCUCUUUAUUAUUGGAGUAAAUCAAAACAUCAGGAUUUGAUGGUGUUAAAGGAAAAUCUGUUAAAAGAAAAUUUUGAUUUGCAAACUGAAGAAGCAGAAGCUGGAGGGCUGUCCAACAAUAAGCUACAGCAGCUGAAGUCUAAAAUUCAUGAGCUGAAUAUUAAUUUAUCUCGGCUUAACACAUGGUGGAGGCAAAGAGCUAAGACAAAAUGGUUGGUAGAAGGUGAUUCAAGCUCUAAAUUUUUCCAUCUAUAUGAAACUGGAAGGCGGAACUCCAACUGGAUUCAUCAAAUUAAGGAUAAAGAUGGAAUUGUUACUGAAGAUCAAAGUCAAAUUGAAAAAAUCUUUUAUGAUUUUUUCAAAAACAAAUGGAAGGAGAAGGAUUGCUUGUUGACAGGUUGGCCAAAACCUUUCAACAUUUUGAAUGAAGUGGACAAAAAAAUUUUGGCUAAAGAAUUCAGGAAAGAAGAACUUGAAGAAGUGGUUAAACACCUUGAUUCCAACAUCUCUCCAGACAUAGAGCAAGCCUAUGAUAGUAUGGGAUGGUCUACACUUAUCCAAGUGUUGAAGAAUUUGGGUUUCCCUGAUAAAUUUGCUAAUUGUCUUAUUCAAUGUGUUACUGGUUCCAACUUUUCUAUUAUAAUUAAUGGUAACAACACUGAAUGGAUCAAAGCUGAAAGAGGGUUCAGACAAGGUUUCCGCCUAUCUCCAUUCCUUUUCAUAUUAUGUUCUCAACUACUCUCGGAUGCAGUUAUGCUCAGUAGGAAGGAAUUGGGUAUCAAAGUAGCUCCUAAUGCUGAAAAAAUUACCCUUCUUUUGUAUGCGGAUGACAUAUUACUGCUCUUGGAAGCCAAUAGAAAAAAGGUGAAGGCAGCUAAAAAGAUGUUGGAACAAUACAGUAAAUGGACAGGUCAAAUGAUCAAUGUUCAUAAAUCCUCUAUUUUAUUGGGGAAUUCGGUCCACAAAAGGAGAGGUAGGAGAUUGGCUAAAAUUCUGAAUUUCAAGGUUGAAAAAAGUCUCAAAUAUCUGGGAAUCAAUAUUGCGUUGAAAAAAGCUUCACGGAAUGAUUUCCUUCAUUUGAAUAUUUUACUUCUAAAAUCUGUUUUAUCUUCAUUAUCAAUAUAUCACAUUUCUCAUUCUUUAGUUACCGUGGGAAUACUAAAGGAUUCAGACAUAAUGAGUAGGGACUUUUUGUGGAAUAAAUCUGAUGGUAGUAAGGGACUACACUAUGUAUCAUGGGAUGUUCUUUGCAAACCUGUUAAAAUGGGAGGGCAAGGUAUUCACUCUAUGGCAUCCAAGGCUGGUACACUUCGGGCAAAAUAUGCAUGGAAGAUGAUUUCUGGUUCUAAUUCUCAACCCUACAGAAUUUUGAGAGUUAAAUAUGGUAAUAAACUUUGGAAUUUUCAGAUUAAACAACAAAGUUCUCCAUCAAUUAGAAUUAUAUAUCAUGGUUAUAAAGCUCUUAAAGACAUUUUAAGAUGGAAGGUGUCUACAGGAGUCAAUAUAAACAUUAUUCAUGAUGUUUUGAUUUAUGAUAAAUCUAUAUCCAGUUGGCCAACAUUUGUCAAUAACAUAGAACCGAAUUUUCAAAAUCUGGAUUUCUUUAUUGAUAGAGGCGAAUGGGAUACAAAUAAACUGGAAUUAUUCUUCUGA
This is a messenger RNA of Dendrobium catenatum, 2859 nucleotides long. RefSeq lists its product as uncharacterized. Bases 1 to 2859 code for a protein of 952 amino acids. Lineage: Eukaryota; Viridiplantae; Streptophyta; Magnoliopsida; Asparagales; Orchidaceae. Gene Ontology annotation, molecular function: nucleic acid binding; zinc ion binding. The transcript is spliced from 4 exons. The record is from RefSeq and is a predicted model, not a curated record.